Messenger RNA from Selaginella moellendorffii, 1410 nucleotides. Its product is annotated as pentatricopeptide repeat-containing protein At2g35030, mitochondrial-like. The record is from RefSeq and is a predicted model, not a curated record. The coding region runs from base 1 to 1410 and encodes 469 amino acids. Gene Ontology annotation, molecular function: RNA binding; protein binding. Gene Ontology annotation, biological process: RNA modification. Lineage: Eukaryota; Viridiplantae; Streptophyta; Lycopodiopsida; Selaginellales; Selaginellaceae. The transcript has 3 exons.
AUGAAUCUCAAUGUCAAGGAGUUUGCUAGAGUAUUAAAAGAGUGUGGAAACCAACGAGAUUUUCUCAAAGCAAAGCAUCUCCACAAGGUAAUUCUCAGGAACAGUGAGUUCAACCACAACAAGUACCUCGCAAAUCUUGUGAUUGAAAUGUAUGGAAAAUGUGGGAGCCUGGAGGAUUGUCUUGCGGCUUUCUAUGAGAUCGAAAGGCCUAAUGUCUUCUCUUGGUGCAUUCUUCUCUCGGCAUAUGCCAGCAAUGGGCAUCUUCAGCAAGCCAAGGCUGUUUUCGAUCUGAUGCCGGAAGUAAACAUCGUAGCCUGGACUUCGCUUCUGAAGUCAUAUGCAGAUAAUGGUUUGCUGCACGAAGCAGAAAGAAUGUUUUGCGAAAUCAAGGCCGUGUGUAACCUUGUCUGCUGGAAUUGCAUGCUCGCAGCAUAUGCCCAACACAACCGUUUCGAGAAAAUGGAUUCCAUCUUUUCUGACAUGCCUGCCCGUGAUUUAAUCUCAUGGAACUCGGUACUUUGGGCAAAUGCUGAGUUUUGCGGUUUCGGAAAGACCAAGACCAUGUUCGAUGCGAUGCCCGAGUGGGAUAUUAUUUCAUAUAAUGUGAUGCUUUUGGCACAUACCCACACUGGGCAUAUCAACGACGUCGAGUCCCUCUUUGCUGCUAUGCCCGAGCGCGACCUCGUCGGCUAUAGCCAAGUCAUUGCAGUACACAUCGUGCACAAAGAUCUAGACCGAGCGAAGUUGCUGUUUGAUCAAAUGCCGGAGCGAGACGUGAUUUCUUCCACAAGAUUGCUGCAAGGGUACGUGGAAUCACGAGACUUCGAGGCAGCGACAGAUUGCUUCAAUGCUAUGCAUCAACUUAGCGUCCCGUCUUACAACUUAAUGAACGGGCAUCUUGGCGACGCGAGAGAGAUGCUCGAGAGGAUGCCCGAGAGGAAUGUGGUGGCCUGGACGGCCAUGAUCUCCUCGUAUGCGCACAAUGGCUAUGGACGAUUGGCAAUUUCAAUGUUUCGGGAGAUGGAGGUUAGUGGUGAGGAGGCCAACGAGGUUACCAUCUUGGGUGUUCUUCUGGCGUGUAACCACAAAGGAAUGCUUGUUGAGUGCUUGGGUUGCUUCAAAGGGAUCAAAGAGGACUAUGGUGUUACUAUGGUUGUGGAUCACUAUCUGGCAAUGGUCGUGGUUUUGGGACGGCUUGGACAUGCCAAAAUUGCGAGAGAUUUGCUGAAUUCCAUGCCUUUCAUCGCUGACAAUCCUCGAAGUUGGGAGAUCUUCCUGAGGGUUUUCGUGCCUCCCCUCUCUGUCCUGGAAUGGAUGCGUUCUGUGCCCGAGCAGCUGGAGGAUUUGUUUUCUCCUGGCUGCCUCGAGGCAGUGGGCAUUGACUUUGUGGAAUUGGGUUCUCUGGGUUAG